AUGGAGGCUGUUGCUAGGAACGUUGUGUCCUGUCCUUGCGUGGCGGCCGCUGCCAGGACUUCAGAGUCUUUCUCUGCUCGCAGCACCGUUGCUGCGUCAAAGACGACCCUCUUCGGCGGUGCUCGUCGCAAUGCUCUCGUCGCCAAGGUGCCAGUGGCUGCUGGCAAGGCCAGCAGGUCUGUCGUCACCAUGGCAAAGGCCCCCGCUGCUGCCGGCUACGCAGCUGCCCUUAUUGAGCUUGGCCAAUCGACCAAGUCCCUUGAGGCCAUCCACAAGGACGUGGAGGCCCUCUCUGGUAUGAUCAACAACGCCGAGCUCGCUAACUUCUUGGCCAGCCCCGUCGCUUCGGACGAGCAGAAGAAGGCUGUGAUCAAGAGCCUUGCAGCUGAUUCCGGCUUCAACGCUUACACCGCGAACUUCCUGAAUGUUCUUGUUGACAAGAAGCGGAUGGGCAUUUUCAAGGAGAUCGCCGCAGUGUUCGAGGAGCUGUACUGCGACAUCACCGAUACUCAGGUCGCCAUUGUGACUUCGGCUGUGAAGCUAGAGAACUCGCAGCAGGCCUUGAUCGCGAAGAAGCUGCAGAGCAUGACCGGUGCGAAGAACAUCAAGCUUAAGAACGUGGUUGAUUCGUCUCUGAUCGCUGGCUUCAUCGUGAAGUACGGCAAGGAUGGCUCCCAACUCAUUGACAUGAGCGUGAAGGGUCAGUUGGAUCGCCUUGCGCAGCAAUUUGACCUGUCAGACAAUGCCCUCUUGGGUUAG
Closterium sp. Naga37s-1 is the source of this 759-nucleotide messenger RNA. NCBI's taxonomy places the organism in Eukaryota, Viridiplantae, Streptophyta, Zygnematophyceae, Desmidiales, Closteriaceae. The record is from the annotation of a GenBank genome assembly.